This is a messenger RNA of Monodelphis domestica (gray short-tailed opossum), 2086 nucleotides long. RefSeq names its product interferon-inducible protein AIM2. Gene Ontology annotation, molecular function: double-stranded DNA binding. NCBI's taxonomy places the organism in Eukaryota, Metazoa, Chordata, Mammalia, Didelphimorphia, Didelphidae. Gene Ontology annotation, biological process: activation of innate immune response; cellular response to interferon-beta. Gene Ontology annotation, cellular component: cytosol; nucleoplasm. The record is from RefSeq and is a predicted model, not a curated record.
CACUCUCUCUCCCUCUCCUCUCUCACUUUCUCCCUCUUUCCCUCCCUCCCUUUCUCCCUCGGUCUGGCUGUCUCUGGAUGUGUACUCCCUCCGAAAAUUCACUUAGCUCUGAGUCUUAAACUUAGUACUUCGUUUUCACUUCAAACCUUAGCCAAAGCCGCGGAGUGCGCAAAUGCUUCAGUAGGUGCUGGCAGGAAGGAACAGUUGCGAUACGAAUGAAACGAAACUGAAAGUUUCCUAUUUAUAAAACAGUAAUUUCUUCUCGGUCAUUCCCAUUUGGAUCACAUAACGUAAAAACAGAGCUCUACCCAGAAGGCUGUCUUUGAUCAAAACUACGAGGAGCUGAGGUGAAGCAGUUACAGAAGUGAGAAAUAGAUUCAUCCCUUCUACUAGCAGCGUGACUCUGCAGAGAUGCCUUCCGGGGUUGAUAAUUGAACCCAUGGGACUUGAUGACAUCACCAAAUGAAGUAAUAUCGAGUGAAAAGAGCAAGGGUCACAAGCAAACCCUCAGAGCAUUUCUAAGGGGACAUGCAGUUCAAGAUAACCAAAAGGCAGCUGAUGAUGAAGCUGGGAAGAAGGACUGUGAUUAGACUAAAAUCAACUGAAGAGAUGAAUAAAAAAUUUGGGGAAAUUUUGCUGAGUGGAUUAGAAGAGCUGCAAAAUGAGGACUUUAAAAAAUUUAAAUUCUUUUUAAGUAAUGAUUGUUUGAUGAUGAGAGUUCACAAUCUUGAUAGAAUUGAUCUAGCUACAUGUAUGAAAAAACAGCUUCCUUGUCCCUCUUUUAUGAACAAGUUCAUUGAAAUAUUAAAAAAGAUGAACCUUAAUGAAACUGCUAAGAAGUAUAAAGAACAAAAAGAAGAAGUCCUUAAGAAACUGAAAAAGGAAAAUGAGAAGAAGCCAACAAAAAGGAAAAAUCAGGCCCAAACGAGAAAACCUUCUGAUGGCAAAAAUAGUGUUAACCCUCAGCUGACCAAGAAAGAUAGUCUGAAACUCAAUGAUGAGUCAAAGAAAAAUUGUGGUGCAAAGAGAACAAAAGCGACAACUGAGGAGAAGCCAGAAAGCAAAAAGAGGAAGCUAUCGGAAGUAUCCCACCAGAAAACAGAACCUGAAACUGGAAGAGAAUAUAGGCCCCAGACAAUGCCUGUUGGCAUGAAGGUGCUCAAAGUGAAAGAGAUAUUUGAGUAUGAAACUAAAGAAAAAAAGAAAACAAUGUUUCAUGCUACUGUGGCAAAUGAGCAUGAAUUCAUACGGGUGAAGGUUCUCAACGUUGAUGCCAAGAAAUACUUCAAGCAAAAAAAUGUCAUUGAGAUAUCAAAAGGUUUUUGGAAGAGUGGUUUCCUAGAAGUAAACAAAUCCUCCAAAGUGAUAGAUUUGGGUGCUAACGGAGAAAUGGAAGUCCCCCAAAACAUCAUCAGAAAAGCAUCUCAGACCCCAAAGAUCCAAAGUCUUUUAAAGCUUAAAAAUAAAAAAGAGAGAAUCUAUGUGGAUGGUGUCUAUGAGAUUAAUAAGAAAACUGAGACAGACAAAUGUACAAUCUUUGUCGUGAAGGACAAUACAGGAACAAUUAAAGUGGUGACAUUUGGCAAAUGGGCCAAAAUAAAGUGUGAUGAAAGAGACAAGCUUCGACUCACCUGCUUUGAGCUGUGUGUUUGGGAUGUAAAAGAUGAAAUACAGCUGAAAUCUGUAACUCACAGUUAUGUAAAGGUCAUCAAGGCCAAGAAAUGACAGCUCAAGUGAGAUCAACUUGGCAAUCCUGAUACUGACCUGGCCUAUAUUGCUAUUUAGAAGCUACUACUGCAAACACGAGAAUACAUUUAUUAAUAAUCAGAGCAUGAAGCGUGGGGGCAAGGCCCUGGGUUUAAUUCUGCCUCCACACACUUUAUUAGUAUGUGACCUUGAACAAAUUAUAUUUGUCAGAGAAUGUCAGUUUUUAAAAUUAUUUGUGUCAAUAGACAAGCCUUUAUCUUCUCUCCCUCCCAUAUUUCCCCCUCCUCAUUGAGAAGGAAAAGAAAAAGAAAAACAAAACCCUUGCUAUAAAUAUGCAUAGUCAAGCAAAAUAAACUUGCCCUUUGGCCAGGUCCAAAAA